Messenger RNA from Rhagoletis pomonella (apple maggot), 2487 nucleotides. Its product is annotated as organic cation transporter protein-like. The record is from RefSeq and is a predicted model, not a curated record. NCBI's taxonomy places the organism in Eukaryota, Metazoa, Arthropoda, Insecta, Diptera, Tephritidae. Gene Ontology annotation, molecular function: transmembrane transporter activity. The transcript is spliced from 6 exons. Gene Ontology annotation, cellular component: membrane. The coding region runs from base 667 to 2316 and encodes 549 amino acids. Gene Ontology annotation, biological process: transmembrane transport.
UUUCCCUUUGGUUUGUGAUAAUGAUGCCAAUGUGGGUGCUUCUGCUCAUUUUUAGUAUGAACGACUUUGGCCAACGACAGCGUGUCUUGCUAGAUAACGAUCAGCUGAUAAUCAGCAUCAGCAUCAGCAUCAACAUCAACAUCAAGAACGGGUACAGUGGGAGACAAAACGUCAAUGAAUAGAGCCAUAAACGAAGUACAAGUAAAACAAGUGCAUCUCAGCCUUUGUUAGAUAAACAAAUUUUUGAGUAAUUAAAUGAUCUGCAAAGCAAAUAAAAACAAAUAUAUGUAACUAAGGAGUAUUUGAGCAUUGUUUACGCCACUUUUUCUCUCGUCUAGCAACAGUGAGUGUAGCCAUGUGAAUUUAUACAAUUAAAUCCAUAUGUACACACGCUAGCGAUCAUAAAACUUAGCGUCCUCAAAAGUCAUGCAGCUGGCUAACUCGCAGUCGAUCUAAGCGCCUUGGCUGUAUAAAAGCUGGUGUGGCCCGUUAUGGGUUUGAAUAAUAUUCCGGAAAUGUUUACGAACUAACCAGCUGCGUGCAGUGCGAAGUAUUUGUUCAGUGGUGCAAAUACGAAGGUAGUGCAAGAAUAAUUAGAUAUCUAUUAUUUUCAAAAUUCUAUAGCAGUGCUGUGGCAGUGAAAUAAAAACAAAUCCACAUAGCAAAAUGGGCACGCCACCGAUGGAUUUUGAUGCCGUUUUGGAGAAGUGUGGCAACUUCGGCCGCUUUCAAUUCCUUAUAAUGUUAUUAUUUGGUUUUACAAAUAUCCUCUCAUCGAUGCACUAUUUUGCACAAACAAUAAUCAGUUUUACACCGGAUCAUUGGUGCUACCAUGAAAAAUUAGCUAAUGCCAGUUUUGCUGAAAUUCGCGCUGUCUACGCUCAAACAAAUAGUCCUCACUGCACUCUGCUCGAUGAUGUAAUAGAUGGCAGGCCAAUUGUUGCUGAAGUGGGUCAAUGCCGAAAGUGGAUCUAUGAAUAUGAAAUGGGAUAUCAGAGUGUUACCUCAGAUCUCGACUGGGUAUGUGAGGAUGCCAUAAAAUCUGCUGUGGGACAGUCGCUAUUCUUUGUGGGCUCCUGCAUCGGCACUGUGUUCUUUGGCAUGUUGGCUGAUAAAAUCGGACGACUACCGGCGCUCAUACUCACCACACUUACCGGCGCUUCAGGUGACUUUCUGACAACUUUCGCCAACAAUUUGCCAUUGUUUGCGCUCUUCCGUUUCCUCUCUGGCCUAUCUACGGACACAUUCUUCUACCUCAUGUAUAUAAUGGUUUUCGAAUACUUAAGCCCACAGAAGCGCACACUCGGCUUGCACAUGAUCACCGGCACAUUCUACUGCCUUGGCUUGGUAUUCGCACCUUGGUUUGCACUUUGGUCUGGUUCGUGGCGUUACUAUCUUUAUAUUGCUUCGGUGCCAGCAGUGAUUGUGAUUACAUAUCCCUUAUUAAUUUGUGAAAGCGCUCAAUGGUUGAUUGCAACACAACGUUACGAUCGCGCAAUUAAAUGUCUCAAGCGUGUUGCUAAGCUCAAUGGACGAGAAGUGAGUGAGGAGGUUUUCGAUGAGUUCAAAACAUAUCAUGAAAACAAAAUAAAUGAGGAACGCAAGUUGAGAAAGAGAACGGACACCUUCUGGGGUAUGUUCCGUACGCCGCGUUUGCGCAAAGUUACCAUAAUCAUGAUUAUAAAAUGCAUGUUCAUCUCGCUGGCUCUGGAUGUUAUCAGCCGGAAUAUGGAAGGCAUGGGCACCUCACCUUUCAUUCUCUUCUCUGCUACUUCCAUUGUCUACAUUGUGGGCUGUCUAACUAUCAUUCUGCUACAAAAUCGCAUCGGACGCAAGGGCAUGGCCUUUAGUACACUCUCUGUUAGUGGGAUUAUUAUUGCCACUAAUGCUUUUAUGAUUGCUUUUCUUGAUACCGAGCAAAAUGCUACACUUUUUGCUAUUAUGGUUGGUCUGAGUCGGUUAGGCGUUGUGGCGAGCUAUGAGGCAGAAGCGCAAUAUAUUUCGGAAUUCAUACCGACCACUGUUCGCGGUCGAGGCAUGGCCAAUGUUCAUGUUGCAGGUUUUGCCGCGGCUGCACUCAACUCUUAUGUGAUAUAUUUAGGGUACUUCUACAAACCGCUGCCAUCGAUUUGCAUGUCUGUCAUUGUGUUCAUGGGCGCUCUUCUAUGUCUCGCAUUGCCGGAGACCAUGAAUCAAAAAUUGCCACAGACAUUGAAAGAUGGCGAGGAGUUCGCGCGUCAUCAACGCUGGUACUACUUUCCAUGCUUCGAUAAAAAAAAGGAUACCAAAAAACCUGAGAUCACGGACAGAUUUUAAAACAGUGUGCUGCCGAGGAAUUCUGUAACGUUCAAAUUAGUGAAAUUUGUGUUAGAAUGUUGUAUGCGUAUCUGAUUUGUUGUAGUUGUUAUUUUUACAUUGUUAACUUAUGCAAAAAUGUUUAGGAAGUAUGUUUUAGCAAAUCUAGUAUUUUUUAGCGAAUGAAUGAUU